Limanda limanda (common dab) is the source of this 2538-nucleotide messenger RNA. Its product is annotated as nucleolus and neural progenitor protein-like. The transcript is spliced from 12 exons. Lineage: Eukaryota; Metazoa; Chordata; Actinopteri; Pleuronectiformes; Pleuronectidae. The coding region runs from base 105 to 2042 and encodes 645 amino acids. Gene Ontology annotation, biological process: positive regulation of Notch signaling pathway. Gene Ontology annotation, cellular component: nucleus. The record is from RefSeq and is a predicted model, not a curated record.
AGGUGCAGUUGGGGACAAAGUGUGUGGACGCUGCACUGUGUGUCCCCUCCUCGGAGACACGUGUCCACACCGCUGUGAUACUCACGCACGGAGCCGGUGGAGACAUGCACGUCCCUCAGCUGGUGUCUCUGUCUCACGCCCUGGCUUCAGGUGGCUUCCUCUGCCUGCGCUUCACCUGCAGAGCUUUGAACCUGAGCUACAGGGUGAAGGUGUUCCACGCUGUGUGGGACUAUUUGAAAUCACUGCAGAGGUUUAACAUCAGGCACAUAUUCGUCGGAGGCAGGUCAAUGGGGAGUCGUGCCGCUGCAGCUUUAGCCCGGCAGCUGAGUGAGGGAACAGAGGGAGCAGUGCAGGGGGUCAUCUGCCUGUCUUUCCCUCUGCACCCCCCAGGACAGACACACGCCCACCUGCAGCGCAGUGAGGAUCUCAGGGCGCUGCCGGAACACGUGCCGGUGCUGUUUGUGUCAGGCACCGGGGACAACAUGUGUGAUAAGGUGAUUUCCGUGCGCUGUGCCUUUAACACGGACUCUGACGUCACUGUGUGGUCGAUUUGGAUUGGCUGGUCCACUUCCGGAUGUGUGCUCCUCCUGCAGAGCAGCAUGGCAGCUGAACCGUGGAACAGAGUAAACAUCUCCUUCCCUGGAGCUGUUUCCAGCGUCCGGGUAACUUUCAGCUCAGCUACAGGCACAAACGUUGCAGCUCUGUUGGUUGAAAACGAGAAGGUCCUCAAACUUCUCCGCAGUGAGAUUCUUCAAACGGAGGUUCGAGUCCUCUACGAGCUGCUGUACAUCCUCAACAACAGCUUCAGAGGAAACAAGACGCUGAAGGGUCUGAAGCAGGUGGAACAAUGUGUGAACAGGCUGAAGAAGAUGAAGCUGGACGUGGCUCUCGAUGAACUGACUUGUCUGUGUCCCAACAGGAUUCAAAGUGGUCUCAGCAUCAAGACCGGUAACUGUGAUGUUCCCAGUCAGCCAAUGCUGGAGUGGCUCUGUCUCAAGGUGCUGGGAGCCGCCCAGCUGAUGAGCUGCACGCUGGACCGCUGCUGCAGAGCUUUCUCACUCUCACAUCAGCACAUGAAACUGGAGGAGUUUGUUAUCUUGAAUUUGGUGAUAACCAGCAUGCUCAGUCGUCUUUGGGUGAUAUUCCGUGGCGUCCUGGUCAGCCUGUCCACUCUGUACCAGCAGCUCCUGGAGUUCCUCAGAGAAGUCGCCAAGGCUCAGCCCAUGCCCUUCCUUACAGACUUUUCCCUGCCCCCAGAUGUGGCUCAGCUUCUGAGUCCCUCUCAUGCACUGUUACUGAUCAAAACACCAAAGCCUGGUUCCCACGCUAAAGAACACAAGGAGACGCAGAAGGAGAAGAGUUCUACUGCUAGAGUCAAGAAACCUGGACAGAAGGGGAAGGUUAGGGAAGAUCUGGGCGUGGCUAUUGAAAGAGGUUUAGUUCAUGACACAGACAUGAAGCCAUUUCUGGAGGUUUUCAGGAACUUUCAAGAGACACCAAACAAGACAGAUGGGACACUGAGAUUCAAGGAACUAGUGGGAGAAGUGACUUCAUUCACAGACAUGGCGGCUUAUCUGGAAGAACAGAUCACAUGGUGUAAAUCCCAGCAGAGAAAAAAGGAAAAACGUCUUUUAACCUUCCUGCGGUUGAAGUGCCACAAGAUGACUAGCCUGGAGGCUGCUGGCUACAAUGUCCAGAGGAAGUUGCAGAGCUUGAGACGGGAAGCUCUCUGGGCUUCAUCUCUUCAGGGUUCAGCGCCAAGAACCUUCCGCCUCUCUGCCUCCAUGAGGAUGAAUCCUCGCCGUAGAGCGCGUUUUCAUUACCUCAGGAGACAAUUAAGGUUUUCCACAAUCAAGACUGUUGUAAAAAAGAUACACCUGAGGAGGGAAAGGAGGAGGGGGAGGAGAAAGUGUGAGUUAUCAGCAUCUGGACCCACAGAGGAAGAAGAAAGUAGCGGGACCACACAUAAGGAGACGCCUCAGCCCAUUCACUGUGAAGGCCAAGAUGACAUAGAUGAUAUUUUUGCCUCUGUAGGUUUAUAACACUUUGAAACAAACUCAGUGUCGUCAGCUGAGCUAUGGACUCUGAAGGAUCACAACAGGGAUGUGACUUGAUGUAAACCUCGGUCAGUAAAACAGAUUUUAACUGAUGAUAUUUUCAAAGCGAAAUAGUUUAAGAGACAUAACAGUGGAGAUCAACAGUUGUUUUUGAUACCAGAAUACAAGAGUUUAUGCCUUAGAUGUAAAAAAAACCCGUUUGUAUUAUUGAUCCUGUGUCUGUGAGUUUGAUGUUGCCAGGGAUCAGUUGAACUCGUCAUGGUAACCAGUCAAUUUAAGUAUGUAUUUUGAAUCAAAUUAGGACACAAAAACCUCCCAUAUGCAAGAAGAAAUGUGAUUUUGUGCAGGAUGUCAAAACAGAAAAGUAAUGUAAUAUUUGAAAUCCCUGUUCACUAAAAUACAAAAUGUCUGCAUACGAUGUGUAUUUACAUUUAGCUGAACAAUGAUACAAGUGACGUGGGUGUGUGAGAAAGAUUAAAAC